This is a messenger RNA of Phoenix dactylifera (date palm), 3085 nucleotides long. RefSeq names its product protein MALE DISCOVERER 2-like. NCBI's taxonomy places the organism in Eukaryota, Viridiplantae, Streptophyta, Magnoliopsida, Arecales, Arecaceae. Gene Ontology annotation, molecular function: protein kinase activity; protein binding; ATP binding. The record is from RefSeq and is a predicted model, not a curated record. Gene Ontology annotation, biological process: protein phosphorylation.
GAAAAAGAGAAAAAAAAGAAACAGAGAAAGUGAGACGCUGCCGAGCAUUGGGCAAGAAAAGGAUAGGCCCAAGGAGAAAGAGAGAGAGAGAGAGAUGGCGUAUGGAAGCCGUCGCCUAAAGAUGAUGAGGAUUGGUGGUGGUGGUUGCUAUUGAGAGGGACCUCUCCAAAAGAAUACAGAAACAAAGGAAAGAAAAAGAAAAGAAAAGAAAAAAAAGAGGAUGGGCAGAUUGCGAUCGUAAGAGGAGUUUCUUGGGAAUUUUUAGUAGAGGAGAUGAGAGAUUGGGAAUUCGCAACCGCUUUCGCCGUCCCAUGCUGAAGUUCUGCCGAUUAGGAGGUUAUGUAUGGUGGAGAUAAUAACUUUGACAAGAAUAGUUGGAUUAUGAAGCUAUUCCCUCGUCGGCUUCGUGUCGGAGAAAUCGAAGAGGGGAGUCUUUGUAGGUUUCAAGCAUAGGAAUUUUAUUUUUUUUUGUGGUCAAAUUUGAAUUUUUGGGCACCAGAGAUGGGGGGAAGGUGGAACCUGUUCACUUUCCAGCUGCACAAGGUUUUGUGCGCCGUGUUGUUGAUCCAUCUCCUAAGCGAUGAAUGCUUGUCGCUAAAUCCUGAAGGAUUUGCGCUGUUACAGUUCCGCGCAAGAGUGGAAGUCGAUCCUUAUGGAGUCUUUGAGAAUUGGGAUCCAAAUGACAGCACUCCUUGCAAUUGGACUGGCGUUCGUUGCAUCGAUGGUAAUGUAAUGAUUCUGAACCUAAAAGAGUCAUCUCUGGAAGGGGUUUUGGCACCUGAGAUUGGAAAGCUUAGCCACUUGAGAGCCCUAGUGCUUUACAAGAACAAUUUUUCUGGCAUCAUACCUAAGGAGAUUGGAUACCUAAAUAUGCUGGAGCUCUUGGAUUUGAGGAAUAAUAACUUGAAUGGAACAAUUCCAAUGCAGAUAGGAGAAAUGCUAUCACUUAAGCACCUUCUGCUUUGCAGUAACAAAUUUCAAGGCAGCAUACCUUGGGUUGACAAGCCUAACAUGCACUCAGAUCUGAUAUAUGAUGGAAACCUUUCUUGUGAUGAGGCUACUAAUGUAGGUUGCUUAAACAGAAAAUUUGGGCACUGCAUCUGGCAGAGUGGCUUGCAAAAACUGAAAAAGAUUAACUCUUUUUUGACCCAUCUCAAAGGAAACAUUCUACAAGUUUUGGACAUGUUACCCAUAAACUUUUUCAACUACAGAAGCCUUUUACUGUCAAACUACGGCUUCAAAGGAGGCUCUAUACAGGGAUAUGAAGAAAGACAUGGUGACAAUUUUCAUGCUGAUUUUAGUGAGCCAUAUUUUGCACGAAGUGUAUUUGUGGAUACUGUUCGCCGUAGACUGCUUGAAGAAACCAGCAACCUUGCUGCUGCACCUGGAAGCAGUGCAAACCCUAAGGAAAUUGUCACGGUUCCCUCUACGGGAAGUGGUUCAUUUCCUGCUGUACCGAGUGGAAAUGUUAAGAAGAAACCAUCUCCAGCAUCUACAUCACCUGCAAGUCCACCUAAUAUUCCAUCUAGGUCAUCAAAGCCUCGAGAUUCAGUGGAGAACAAACAUGCAUCAAGAAAAGGAUCACUGAACUGGGUGUAUAUUCUGGUACUCCCAGUGCUUGCAUUACUCCUUAUUAUCAUGGCAUGCAUGAUUUUCGUGUGCCGGCACAAGGGAGUGGCUACAAUAGGUCCCUGGAGGACUGGAUUAAGUGGUCAGUUACAGAAGGCAUUUGUCACAGGUGUACCAAAACUAAAUCGUGCAGAACUAGAAGCUGCUUGUGAGGAUUUUAGCAAUAUUGUCAUCUCUUAUCCAGAUUACACUGUGUUUAAGGGAACAUUGUCAAGCGGAGUCGAAAUUGCAGUUGCAUCCACUGCAGUUCCCUCUGCCAAAGAGUGGUCAAAGCGCUCUGAAAUGCAUUUCAGAAAAAAGAUAGACACAUUAUCACGAAUAAACCACAAAAAUUUUGUCAAUCUUAUUGGUUACUGUGAGGAAGAUGAGCCUUUUAUGAGGAUGAUGGUGUUUGAAUACUCACCCAAUGGGUCACUUUAUGAGCAUCUUCAUGAUGAACAAUUUGAUCAUCUUGAUUGGAGUGCUAGAAAGAGGAUCGUGAUGGGGAUUGCAUACUGUCUUCAGCACAUGCAUGAGCUUAAUCCACCUAUCGCACACCCUGACCUACAGUCAACUUCUAUCUUCAUCGCAGAUGAUUAUGCUGCUAAGGUUGCGGAUAUCAAUAUUUGGAAAGAAGUUGCUGCUAAAGGAAAGAUACUUGGAGAUGAUGAUGCUGAUUUCUCUGAAUCUCCAUCUUCAGAUCUUGCAAGCAAUGUUUACAGCUUUGGAACUAUUUUAUUAGAAAUAAUCUCUGGAAAAGUUCCAUAUUCUGAAGAACAAGGCUCCCUCAUAAACUUGGCUGUGGAAUGCUUGAACAAUAACCGUGGUAUUCGCUCUAUGAUUGAUCUUUCAUUGAAGUCCCAUAAAGAAGAGGAGCUAGAUAUCAUUUGUGAUGUCAUCCAAGAUUGCAUUCAUGAGGAUCCAAAGAAGAGGCCAAUGAUGAAGGAAGUUUCAUCCAGAUUGAGGAACGUGCUUGGGAUUUCACCUGAAGCAGCAAACCCAAGACUUUCCCCGCUUUGGUGGGCUGAACUUGAGAUCCUUUCAGUGGAAGCUAGUUGAUUGGAAGGUCAUUGCUCGCUCCAACCUGGGAUCUCUUUGAAGAUCUAAUGCAACACCCCUGUAUAUUUCUUACCCUUCAUGUCUUGUGGAUUCUCAGUACUUGCCUACCCCUCCCUCCUUCUCUCCCUCUCCCUCUCUCUCUCUCUCUCCCCUUCCUCGGCAUCACUAUUUACUCCAUCAGAUCCCACAUUUUCUUCUUUCUGAGCCAUCACAGUUAAUUGUGAUCGAGAGUGUCUUGUUAUAGAAUAUAUACUUUAUCUGAGAGACCAAGGUACAAGAAAAUAGGAUGCCUAAAGAUCUCACGACGUUUUAAUGACCUAUGUUUCAAAAGUGCAACUUGAUGCAGAAUUGCACAAACAAGAUGCAGUUAUACAAUAGAUAUAUGGACUGUAAGUUUUCAUGAAUCCUUGGGUUUCAA